GUCACGUGAUUGCAGUCAGGACCGGAUAGGCGGCUGCACUGUUUACCUUUUAGCUACGCACAGAUGUAUUUUUGGUCUGUUUCUUUCUAGUUUUCGUUUUUUAAAAUGUAUUCUCAUGGUUCAGAAAGCCUGAUUAGACAAGCGAGAGAGAUUCAAGACUCAGAGCUCCAGAAGUUCUACAGCAGGCUUGUAAAGUUGCUCCAGUUCAAGGAGGUCAGCCAUGAGUUGGUGGACUCCCUGCAUCGCCUCUACCUCAUCCUUUCCGCCAACAAGUACUCCAGAACGCUGCCCUCAGAGCUCCAGCAGAACCUGGUGCCGCUGCUCUCCUCCCCUUCAGAACAGCUGCAGGUGCUGAGUUCUGCAGUGCUCAGGGAAACACUGCCCCCGUGUGGUGAAGAGAAGAACAUCGCUCAGCUGAACAGCCACGCUGCCGCUCUGCUGCUCUCUCAGGCCGGAUCAAAGGACGACCUGUCCGAUCUGUGCGCUCAGCUCAUCCGCAGCCUGGAGAUUCGGCCGCCUGACGGUCCAGCUCCGUCGCUCAUGCACACCCUUCCGUUUGUCAACAGCAUCCUCACACAUUGCCCAGAAUGCCUCACUGCAGAUCACGUCAUCCUGCUGAGUAAAAAGCUUGUUGAUUGGCUGCGCUAUGCAAGCAUCAUGCAAGUGGGCGGAGCCUCCUCUGGGGGAUUCUUCUCAGGGUCCAGGUCUCGCCAGCCGGCGCCCAUCGCAGAGCUGGACGGGACGGUGUCGGGGGAUUUCUUCACGGUGCUGUGCGUGGGGCAGGGAUUCACUGAGGACCAGUGGAUGAACGUCUAUUCCUUCUCUGUGCUGCGCCACUGGCUUCUCACCUACCGCGGGGUUUCCAACGACAGCAUGGUAGUAGAUGCCGCAAACAGGCUGCAGCUCAGCCUCUCCUUCUCCCACUCCUUUUCCAAUGACGAUCGGUCGGAGGUGGACGGGUCGGUGGUUUCCAUGGUUUCGGCCACCUCCUCCUCCAGCCGCCUGCUUUCUCCAAAGGAGCGCCUGAGAGAGAAAUCCUUCCAGUACUGCCAGCGCCUCAUCGAGCAGUGUGAUCGAAAGGCCCUCAAGAAAACCGACACGGAUCUGCAGAAAGCGUGCCUGGUGGAGGCCGUCUGCAUCCUGGACCUCUUGUGCGCUGAAGACCCGUCUCUGGUCUACAGAGUGUUCCCGUGCGUCAAGGCCCUUUUUGGUCGACUCAGCUCCGACCUGUCGUUUGCCAGAGUGCUUGUGCCCGUGGCGCAGUUCUACCUCAACCACGGUGAGAUGGCAGCAGUGGACUGUGAGAGCGUGUGGAAGCUGGUCUUCAGCCAGUUUCCUGCCGAGCUCUUCAACGACCCCUUCCUGGCUCACGACUUCCUGCGUUUCCUCCGGUUGAACCUGGAGGGUCUGCAGCGCGCGGCUCCACACUUCACACGCUACUUCCCCAACUUCCUGAAGUUCCUAGCGUGGGACAGCCCGGCCACGCUGGAGGACUUUGUGGAUCUGCUGCCCUCUCUGGUGACGGCUGGAUCUGCGGUAGAGCUGCUGCACACUUUGCUGGACCUGCCCUGUCUCUCUGCCACGCUGGUUCUGCAGCUCAGGUCCACGUCUUUACCCAUCUCUGAUCCGGGCAGCCGAGGGCUCCUGUCACUAGACGCCUUCAGAAACCCCGCGUUCAGAGGACUUUUCCUCUUUCUUCUCCGCACAGAGGCGGGUUCAGGUGACACAAUAGAGCGACUGAGCACGCUCCACGACCUGCUGGCAGAGGCUGCGGAGUGGCCCAGAGUGGUUCAUUGUGCUCAGACCGUCCCUGUCCUGCUGCACGUCUAUUUCAACACAGUCAUUACGGUUGCUGACGAGAAGCUUUUAGCCCAUUUGAUUCUGGUGAUGCUAGAGAGGAGCAACCUGCUCCUCAACAUGCCCACAUACUGCAAAGAGAUACACAGGGUGUUCAGCUCCCAGCUUCUCCGGCUGUGCAAGCUCCACCCCUCCCUGGUGGUGGACCAGUCUCAGGAGCUGCUGGAGUUCGCAGGAGCCACAGCCAACGUCUACAGCAAAGAAGAAGUUUACACUCAUGUGGUGUGGGUUCUGGGAGAAUACCUGUCGCUGUCGUCUGACUCCCGCUGCUCCGUGCGGCUCAUCACUUCCUGUUUCGAAUCUCUGGAGGCUGUGCUGUUUGAGAUCACCUCCUCUGCCCCUCCCCCUGGGUCGGUGUGCCCCGCCCCUAAGGUCAUCACCACCUUGAUGAGCGCUCUGGCAAAGCUGGCGUCGCGAUCACACGACCUCAUCCCCAGGGUGUCCCUAUUCCUCUCUAAAAUGAGGAACGUAACCAAAGGCGGCUCGGUUCCCUGGUGCAGCGAUGAAGAAGACGUGGUCGCCAUAGUAACCCGAGGGGAGGAGUUGUGGUCGCUGCUGAAAACCCCGGGCGUGGCCCAGAGCGUUCUGACCCCGCCCCCCUACGUCAACGCCCCUCGAUGGCACAGAGACAGCAAUCUGGCCCUGCCCCUGCAGCUGCGGGCCCUCACCGCCCUCACACACUCGCCCUGACGCACAAACACCUUCAUGUCCUCAACAUUCACACGUCUGCACAUUCUUCCUGUAAAUAAAGAAAUAAAGUUCAUAAUAAAUGUUCUUUUUAUUGAU
Molecule: messenger RNA, 2643 nt
Organism: Oryzias melastigma (Indian medaka)
Lineage: Eukaryota; Metazoa; Chordata; Actinopteri; Beloniformes; Adrianichthyidae
Gene: ap5z1
Product: adaptor related protein complex 5 subunit zeta 1
Exons: 18
Coding region: 106-2547 (813 amino acids)
Cellular component (GO): AP-5 adaptor complex
Source: RefSeq, a predicted model, not a curated record